Molecule: messenger RNA, 16112 nt
Organism: Paramisgurnus dabryanus
Lineage: Eukaryota; Metazoa; Chordata; Actinopteri; Cypriniformes; Cobitidae
Biological process (GO): signal transduction
Molecular function (GO): protein binding
Source: RefSeq, a predicted model, not a curated record
GGUACAACAGGAGGAGGUUACUCAACACAGCGAUGAGAACAUUGCUCAUAUAGCGUCUCUCAUCAUAUGUUUACCUCAGUCUUUUCGCUAGAGACAUUCAUUCAUUUAUCCUUUACCUGGUCAGUGUUGAAAACCCGAAUUGCUGCGUUAUCGCUGCACGUGAACAGCAGGAGUGUCGCAUCUCCUCCUGCGCAGACCCGCACCGCGCGCUCACGCCACCGGACACUUGACUGUUUCGAGCCCACUCAGUCAAAACAUGUUUUGGAGCUUCAGCCCCGAGAACUGAGGCCGGAGCACGGGUCUCGACGAAAACCGAACUGACUAUAUCGUCUGGUACCAUUUGUGGACGUCGUCACGCGCUAAGUCGUAAUGUCAAGAAGCUCGAUAGAAAGUCAGAGCAGGGGCGGCUCCGUCCGAGACGUGAGGAUGGCUUCAAACAAUUCCUCGCCCGAAGGAGGUUCUCCGCCCCACCAGAACCGGAUCCGUCAGUCGGACAGUAACACCAGCUUCCUGAGAGCAGCCCGGGCAGGUAACAUCGAAAAGGUUCUAGAGUUCCUCAAGGGCGGACAGGAUAUUUCCACCUGCAACCAGAAUGGACUCAAUGCUCUUCAUCUAGCAGCAAAAGAGGGCCAUGUGGAGCUGGUAGAGGAACUUCUGGACAGGGGUGCGGCCGUGGAUUCUGCAACCAAGAAAGGAAACACAGCUUUGCACAUCGCCUGUCUGGCUGGACAGAAGCAAGUUGCAAAACUGUUGGUGAAAAGAGCAGCAGAUGUUAACGCCCAAUCACAGAAUGGCUUCACUCCACUUUACAUGGCGGCUCAAGAGAAUCACUUGGAGGUUGUGCGAUACCUUCUGGAAAAUGGUGGCAACCAGAGCACGGCCACAGAGGAUGGUUUCACUCCUUUGGCCAUUGCUCUGCAGCAGGGUCACAAUCAGGUGGUCUCUCUUCUCCUGGAACAUGACACCAAAGGCAAAGUCCGCCUGCCUGCCCUUCACAUCGCUGCCCGAAAAGAUGACACCAAGUCUGCUGCUUUGCUGCUCCAGAACGACCAUAAUGCUGAUGUCCAGUCCAAGAUGAUGGUCAACAGGACUACAGAGAGUGGCUUCACUCCGCUGCACAUUGCUGCUCACUAUGGCAAUGUUAAUGUAGCGACUCUGCUGCUUAACAGAGGGGCUGCUGUCGAUUUCACAGCCAGGAAUGGCAUAACCCCUCUCCAUGUGGCCUCCAAACGGGGAAAUAACAAUAUGAUUGCCCUGCUGCUGGAUAGGACUGCUCAGAUUGAUGCCAAAACCAGAGAUGGAUUGACACCUCUGCAUUGUGCAGCCAGGAGUGGACAUGACCUGGCUGUUGAGAUACUGCUGGAGAGAGGAGCUCCUAUACUGGCCAGGACAAAGAACGGCUUGUCCCCGCUGCACAUGUCCGCCCAAGGUGAUCACGUCGAGUGUGUUAAGCACCUCCUGCAACACAAAGCACCGGUUGAUGAUGUCACACUGGACUACCUGACCGCCCUCCAUGUUGCUGCCCACUGUGGACACUACAGAGUCACCAAAUUACUUCUGGAUAAGAAAGCUAACCCUAAUGCCAGAGCACUGAAUGGCUUCACUCCACUGCAUAUUGCCUGCAAAAAGAACAGAGUGAAAGUCAUGGAACUGCUGGUUAAAUAUGGGGCAUCAAUUCAAGCUAUCACUGAGUCUGGUCUGACUCCAAUCCAUGUUGCGGCAUUUAUGGGACAUCUCAAUAUCGUCCUCCUGUUGCUACAGAAUGGAGCCUCGCCUGAUAUCUGUAAUAUUCGUGGAGAGACGGCGUUGCACAUGGCUGCAAGGGCAGGACAGAUGGAGGUGGUGCGAUGCUUGCUGAGAAACGGCGCUCUAGUGGAUGCCAUGGCCAGAGAGGACCAGACCCCUCUACACAUUGCAUCUCGUCUUGGCCAAACAGAGAUUGUGCAGUUGCUACUGCAACACAUGGCACACCCUGAUGCCUCCACCACUAAUGGAUACACACCACUUCACAUCGCUGCCCGCGAAGGGCAGCUGGAGACAGCCGCGGUGCUGCUGGAAGCAGGAGCAUCUCACUCUCUUGCCACAAAGAAAGGGUUCACUCCCCUACAUGUUGCAGCUAAGUAUGGAAGCCUGGAUGUGGCAAAACUCCUCCUACAACGCAGAGCACUGCUGGAUGAUCCUGGAAAGUAUGGUCUCACACCUUUGCAUGUAGCCGCUCACUAUGAUAACCAGCAGGUGGCGAUGCUGCUGUUAGACAAAGGAGCCUCACCCCAUGCUACUGCCAAGAAUGGCUAUACACCACUCCACAUUGCGGCCAAGAAGAACCAGACUCAGAUCGCCACUGCCCUGCUGCAGUACGGAGCAGAGACCAACGCGUUGACCAAGCAGGGUGUGAGUCCUUUACACCUGGCAUCUCAGGAAGGCCACACAGAGAUGGCAUCCCUGCUGCUGGAGAGAGGUGCACAUGUCAGUGCUGCCACUAAGAGUGGUCUUACUCCACUUCAUUUAGCUGCACAGGAGGACAGGGUCCAGGUGGCAGAAAUACUAGUCAAGCAUGAGGCAAACGUAGACCAGCAGACCAAACUGGGCUACACACCUCUCAUUGUGGCUUGUCACUAUGGAAAUGUCAAAAUGGUGAACUUCCUUUUGCAAAACGGUGCUAAUGUCAAUGGGAAAACGAAGAACGGUUACACACCACUUCACCAAGCUGCUCAACAGGGAAACACACACAUUAUCAAUGUCCUACUGCAGAAUGGGGCCAAACCUAAUGCUGUCACCAUGAAUGGAAACACUGCACUCUCUAUCGCUAAGCGUCUUGGGUACAUCUCAGUAGUGGACACUUUGAAAGUUGUCACUGAGGAAAUCGUCACAACCACAACUACGGUGACAGAGAAACACAAAAUGAACGUCCCAGAAACGAUGACAGAAGUUCUAGAUGUGUCUGAUGAGGAAGGUGAGGACACAAUGACAGGUGAUGGAGGUGAGUAUCUCAGAGCAGAAGACCUGAGAGAACUGGGUGAUGACUCCCUACCUGGACACUACCUGGACGGCAUGAGCUACAACCACAACCUAGACCGGUCGCAUGAGACCCCCAGUCAUCUUGGUUACAGAGGUGAAGGAAUUUUGAUUGAGGAGAUGAUCACCAGUCACCAGCUUAGCAGGGUGUCUGCUUUCGCUCGAGAGAAUGAGAAAGACUCGUAUCGACUGAGCUGGGGUACUGAACAUCUGGAUAAUGUGGUGCUCACCAGCACUCUUCUGCAGUCAGGUAGAUCAACCCCAUGCCUAGACCAUGACAACAGCAGCUUCCUUGUUAGUUUCAUGGUGGACGCCCGUGGCGGAGCCAUGCGUGGCUGUCGCCACAACGGACUUCGGAUUAUUGUGCCGCCUAGAAAGUGCUCAGCCCCUACACGGGUAACAUGUCGCCUGGUAAAGAGGCACAGGUUGGCCUCCAUGCCCCCUAUGGUGGAGGGUGAAGGGCUCGCAGGCAAGAUCAUUGAGGUCGGACCCACUGGAGCCCAGUUUCUUGGUAAACUUCACCUCCCUACAGCUCCUCCUCCUCUAAAUGAGGGCGAGAGUCUUGUCAGCAGAAUUCUGCAGCUGGGUCCACCCGGCACCAAAUUCCUCGGGCCUGUAAUAGUGGAGAUUCCCCACUUUGCCGCAUUGCGAGGGAUAGAGAGAGAGCUGGUGAUUUUACGGAGUGAGACGGGCGAGAGCUGGAGGGAACAUCACUGUGAACACACAGAAGAAGAGCUCAAUCAGAUACUCAAUGGCAUGGACGAGGAACUAGACCCGCCCGAGGAGCUGGAGAAAAAGCGAAUCUGCCGCAUCAUCACAAGAGAUUUCCCACAAUACUUUGCAGUAGUUUCUCGAAUUAAGCAGGACAGUCACCUGAUUGGUCCAGAGGGUGGAGUGCUCAGCAGCACGCUUGUUCCACAGGUUCAGGCUGUGUUCCCAGAGGGAGCAUUAACCAAACGGAUACGGGUGGGAUUACAGGCCCAACCAAUCAGUGAAGAGCUGGUAAGAAAGAUUUUGGGCAGCAAGGCCACGUUUAGCCCAAUUGUUACCUUAGAGCCCAGAAGACGCAAGUUUCACAAGCCUAUCACCAUGACAAUUCCCGUCCCCAAAAGCCAAACCAGUGACGGGACCAACAAUACACCCACCCUACGAUUGCUAUGUAGCAUUACUGGUGGGACAACUCCAGCUCAAUGGGAAGACAUAACCGGAUCUACGCCUCUAACAUUCAUAAACCAGUGUGUCUCAUUUACCACUAAUGUCUCAGCAAGAUUCUGGCUCAUAGAUUGCCGUCAGAUCCAAGAAUCUGUGAACUUCUCUAGCCAAUUGUAUCGUGAGAUCAUCUGUGUUCCCUAUAUGGCCAAAUUUGUCAUCUUUGCCAAAACACUGGACCCCAUUGAAGCACGACUCCGCUGCUUCUGUAUGACAGAUGAUAAGAUGGACAAAACCCUGGAGCAGCAGGAAAACUUUACUGAGGUGGCCCGAAGCCGAGAUGUUGAGGUACUAGAAGGAAAGCCAAUCUUUGCUGACUGCUUUGGCAAUCUUGUACCGCUGACCAAAAGUGGACAGCACCACGUCUUCAGUUUCUACGCCUUUAAGGAAAACCGUCUUUCUCUCUUUAUCAAAAUUCGUGACAGCAAUCAAGAACCAUGUGGUAGAUUAUCUUUUACAAAAGAGCCACGGACAUAUCGCACUCUAAACCUCAAUGCAAUAUGCAAUUUGAACAUCUGCCUGCCUGUCUACUCAAAGGACUCUGAUUCAGACCAAGAUGGAGAUGAAGAGAGUGACAAGACUCAAGAGAAAUACAAUGAUGGAUCUGAGUCAACAGAAUUUUCCAUGCUGCAAAUCGUCCAUGAUCCUGCUACACUUGCAAGUCCAGAUCUACUUUCAGAUGUGUCUGAUAUGAAGCAAGACUUGAUUAAAAUGUCAGUCCUUCUGACCUCUGAAAAAUCAGAACAUUCGUUUUCCACAGAAACAGGACAGCAAUCAGAAAAAACAGAGAAUGAGGAGGUGGAUGAACCCUUUGUGAUUGUUGAAAAAGUAAAAAAGGAUUUGGAGAAGGUAGAAGAGAUCCUCUGUAAAGGAACAAGGGAUGAAACAAGAGGAGGUACAGCUGGAAAAUCCAUAAGCAUUGAUAAUGAAGAAUGGAUACUUCUCAGUAAAGCAGAUGUUGAUGAAUUAGAAAGCAAAAAUAUCACAAAGGCUACAGAGACAGUCUUUCAGGAGGUGCAAAUGAAUCGAGACACUAUACUCGGUUCUCCUUCUAAAAGGGAUAUGUCAGGGAUGGUUUCAGAUAUCAGCACUGAUUUAGAGCAGUGCUUUACAGAAAUCCCAGUACCAGUUAGCCAUCCACAAGAUGCAGAAAUUGUUCAACAAAGCUUUAAAGAGGUUAUUCUGACCCGUGGUAGGAAACAUCGUCCAGCUGAAAUCAAAAAGCCAGCAAGAAGAAAACGUAAAGAGGGAGAGUUUGCAAGUGGCAGUUCAGAAGAUGAUUUGGAAAGGAUGAGUAGGAGUCAGUCUGAGGAGUCUUUAGAUGAAGAUGCAGUUAUUGGCAUAUCUGUACCUGUUUUCGGAUCAGUUCCUGUGUCUCCUAAAGUUGUAGAAACCCCAAUUGGAUCCAUUAAAGACAAGAUAAAGGCACUGCAAAACAAGGUUGAAGAGGAGAAGGACGUGGAGACUCAAAAAUGGAAACCUCAAAAAGUGAGUGCUUCUCAAGGGAAGGUUUAUGUGACUGAGACUGAAAUUUCUCCGAAGUCCCCCAAGUCUCCAAGAUCUCAGACAGAAAGGCUAGAAGAAACCAUGUCUGUUAAAGACCUGAUGAGGGCAUUUCAGACUGGGCAGGAUCCAUCAAAAUGCAAGUCCGGACUUUUUGAACAUAAAGCAAUUACGACUGUAACCUCUGAAACUGCAAGGUCUGUUGUAAUUCAGGUUGCCCCACAUGAUAACCAAAUGACAGUUACAACCCAACAUUUACAAGACAAAAUUGUAGCAGAUAACAAGAUCUGCAAAGAAUCAAAUGUUAUUGACCCAGACACAACUGAAUAUAAUGAGUCAACGAUAUUGGAUCAUGGAACACCACUGAUGACCAUAGAUAGUACCCGGCCCAGCCAAAAUAAAGCAAGUGAUCAAGCUGAAUUUAUUUCAGAAGUCAUUUUUAAUUUUGGAAAGCAAAGCCCCCCGGAAAACCAGUCUACGAAUGAAAUGGUUGAUCAUAAUGAAAAACCAUCUCAGGAACCAGGCAGAUUUGAGAGUGAGGAACUGCAAAAAACUUCAAAAAUUGUUAAAAAUGAAGACCUAGGGUUGAUGUCUGAGAGAGUAAAUUAUAUCAUAUGUCAAGACCGAAGAUUGUCUGUAGAACCUCAAAUCAGCCCAAACAGGAAACCAUCUGAGGACUUUAGUGCGGACAUUAAGGCAGAACUAGAGGACAAUGCCGAAUAUCAGCUCUUUAAGCAAAUCUCUGGUGCAGUAAAUAAGCAAUAUUUAAUGUCCAGUGAUGGUAUUUCUGCAGAAGAUGAGGAAGAACAAAUACACCAGACAUCUAUGGAUUCUUAUUCAUAUGAUGCAGACACAAACAUUGAAUUUACUACUGAAGUGGUGCAAGGUGAGCCCUUACUUCCGAAUGAAAUGCUUGAUGAAGAUUUGGAAGAAAGUCCUGAUAGUGACAAACACGAGGCUUUGGCAGACUCUCCUGUCAAUAGUACAGAGACCAAGACACCUCACUCCAGCACAGGGGACAGUGACAAACAUGAGGGACUUGCUGAAACCCCUCAAACAAAUCCUGAAAUCCAUGUUUCUUUUUUGGAUACUACAGCAGAAGACAUAGAGUAUGCAAUUGAGCAGGAUGUUCGAAUCAGACAAAACACUACACUCCGUUCUUAUUCUAAAUUGGAUAUGUCAGAUAUGGUUUCACAUCUCAGCAGUGACCUAGAACAGUGUCUAAAAGAAACAGGAGCACCAGUUAGCCAUCAACAAGAUGUAGAUAUUGUUCAAGAAAGCUUUAUAGAGAUUGUUCUGACACAUGCAGCAGAAAUUAAAACUCCAGGAAGAGAGUUUGCAAGAUGCAGUUUAAAGGAGGAUUUGAAAGGAAUAAGCAGGAGUCAGUCUGAAGAGUCUUUAGAUGAAAAUGCAGUUAGUGGUGGAUCUGUACCUGUUUUUGGAUCGGUUUCUGUAUCUCCUAGAGUUGUAGAAAUCCUGACUGACAACCCAGAAGAUAGACAUCCAGGGACUGUGGAGAGUACAACUGAACAGGAAAUCCAUAUCAUACGAGACACUAGACUCUCUUCUCCCCCUAAAAGGCAUAUGUCAGGUAUGGUUUCACAUCUUAGCAGUGAUCUAGAACAGUGUCUUAAAGAAACACCAGUACCAGUUAGCCAUCCACAAGAUGUAGAUAUUGUUCAAGAAAGCUGUAAAGAAGUUGUUCUUAGCUGUGAUAGUAAACACCGUUCGGUAGAAAUAAAAAUGACAGCAAGAGAGUUUGAAAGUUGCAGUUUAGAAGAGGAUUUAGAAAAAAUAAGUAGGAGUCAGUCUGAGGAGUCUUUAGAGGAAAUUGCAGUUGGUGGGGGAUCUGUACCUGUUUUUGGAUCAGUUUCUGUUUCUCCUAGAGUUGUAAAAACCCUGAUUGAAAGCCCAGAAGACAGACAUCCAGGAACUCUGGAGAGUACAACUGAACAAGGAGUCAGAAUCAAACAGGGCACUAUACUUUCUUCUCCUCCUAAAAGGGAUAUGUCAGAUAUGAUUUCACAUCUCAGCAGUGACUUAGAAGAAAUGGCAGAACCAGUUAGCCAUCCACAAAAUGUAGAUAUAGGUCAAGAAAGCUUUAAAGAGGUUGUUCUGACCCAUGGUAGUAAAUAUCAUCAAACAGAAGUAAAAAUGCCAGCCAGAGAGUUUGGAAGUGGCAAUUUAGAGGAUGAUUUAAAAAGAAAGAGUAGGAGUCAGUCUGAUGAGUCUUUAGAUGAAGAUGCAGUGAUUGGUGAAUCAAUACAUGUUUUUGGAUCAGUUUCUGUGUCUUCAAGAGUUGUAGAAACUCCAAUUAAAAACCCAGAAGACAGACAUCCAUGGACUCUGGAGACCAAGGACACAACUGAACAGAAAGUCCAAAUCAAACAAGACACUAUACUCUCUUCUCCUCCUAAAAGGGAUAUGCCAGAUAUGGUUUCACAUUUCAGCAGUGACUUAGAACAGUGUCUUAAAGAAACAUCAGUACCAGUUAGCCAUCUACAAGAUGUAGAUAUUGUUCAAGACAGCUUUGAAGAGGAUUUUCUGACCCAUGAUAGUAAACAUCAUCCUGGGGAGGUAGAAAUGCCAGCAAAAGAGUUUGGAAGUGGCAGUUUAGAGGAUGAUUUGGAAAGAAUGAGUAGGAGUCAGUCUGAGGAGUCUUUAGAUGAAGAUGCAGUGAUUGGUGAAUCGAUACAUUAUUUUGGAUCAGUUUCUGUGUCUUCAAGAGUUGUAGAAACUUUAAUUGAAAACCCAGAAGUUACACAUCCAUGGACCAUGGAGACUGAGGACACAACUGAACAGGAAGUCAGAAUCAAACAAGACAUUAUACUCUCUUCUCCUCCUAAAAGGGAUAUAGUUUCACAUCUCAGCAGUGACUUAGAACAGUGUCUUAAAGAAACACCAGUACCAGUUAGCCAUCUACAAGAUGUAGAUAUUGUUCAAGAAAGCUUUGAAGAGGAUUUUCUGACCCAUGAUAGUAAACAUCAUCCUGGGGAGGUAGAAAUGCCAGCAAAAGAGUUUGGAAGUGGCAGUUUAGAGGAUGAUUUGGAAAGAAUGAGUAGGAGUCAGUCUGAGGAGUCUUUAGAUGAAGAUGCCGUGAUUGGUGAAUCGAUACAUGAUUUUGGAUCAGUUUCUGUGUCUUCAAGAGUUGUACAAACUUCAAUUGAAAACCCAGAAGACAGACAUCCAUGGUCUCUGGAGACUGAGGACACAACUGAACAGGAAGUCCGAAUCAAACGAGACAUUAUACUCUCUUCUCCUAAACGGGAUAUGUCAGAUAUGGUGUCACAUCUCAGCAGUGACUUAGAACAGUGUCUUAAAGAAACACCAGUUCCAGUUAGCCAUCUACAAGAUGUAGAUAUUGAUCAAGAAAGCUUUGAAGAGGAUUUUCUGACCCAUGAUAGUAAACAUCAUUCGGGAGAAGUGAAAAUGCCAGCAAGAAAGUUUGGAAGUGGCACUUUAGAGGCUGAUUUGGACAGAAUAAGUAGGAGUCAGUCUGAGGAGUCUUUAGAUGAAGAUGCAGUGAUUGGUGAAUCGAUACAUCAUUUUGGAUCAGUUUCUGUGUCUUCAAGAGUGGUAGAAACUCUCAUUGAAAACCCAGAAGACAGACAUCCAUGGACCAUGGAGACUGAGGACACAACUGAACAGGAAGUCCAAAUCAAAGGAGACAGUAUACUCUCUUCUCUUCCUAAAAGGGAUAUGUCAGAUAUGGUUUCACAUCUCAGCAGUGACUUAGAACAGUGUCUUAAAGAAACACCAGUUCCAGUUGGCCAUCUACAAGAUGUAGAUAUUGUUCAAGAAAGCUUUGAAGAGGAUUUUCUGACCCAUGAUAGUAAACAUCAUUCGGGAGAAGUGAAAAUGCCAGCAAGAAAGUUUGGAAGUGGCACUUUAGAGGCUGAUUUGGACAGAAUAAGUAGGAGUCAGUCUGAGGAGUCUUUAGAUGAAGAUGCAGUGAUUGGUAAAUCGAUACAUCAUUUUGGAUCAGUUUCUGUGUCUUCAAAAGUGGUAGAAACUCUCAUUGAAAACCCAGAAGACAGACAUCCAGGGACUCUGGAGACUGAGGACACAACUGAACAGGAAGUCCGAAUCAAGGGAGACAGUAUACUCUCUUCCCCUCCUAAAAGGGAUAUGUCAGAUAUGGUUUCACAUCUCAGCAUUGACUUGGAACAGUGUCUUAAAGAAACACCAGUACCAGUUAGCCAUCUACAAGAUGAAGAUAUUGUUCAAGAAAGCUUUGAAGAAGAUUUUCUGACCCGUGAUAGUAGGCAUAAUUUGGGAGAAGUAAAAAUGCCAGCAAAAGAGUUUGGAAGUGGCAGUUUAGAGGAUGAUUUGGAAAGAAUGAGUAGGAGUCAGUCUGAGGAGUCUUUAGAUGAAGAUGCAGUGAUUGGUGAAUCGAUACCUGAUUUUGGAUCGGUUUCUGUGCCUUCAAGAGUUGUAAAAACUCCAAUUGAAAACCCAGAAGACAGACAUCCAUGGUCUCUGGAGACCGAGGACACAACUGAACAGGAAGUCAGAAUCAAACGAGACAUUAUACUCUCUUCUCCUCCUAAACGGGAUAUGUCAGAUAUGGUGUCACAUCUCAGUAGUGACUUAGAACAGUGUCUUAAAGAAACACCAGUACCAGUUGCCCAUCUACAAGAUGUAGAUAUUGUUCAAGAAAGCUUUGAAGAGGAUUUUCUGACCCAUGGUAGUAAAUAUCAUUCGGGAGAAGUUAAAAUGCCAGCAAGAGAGUUUGGAAGUGGCACUUCAGAGGCUGAUUUGGAAAGAAUGAGUAGGAGUCAGUCUGAGGAGUCUUUAGAUGAAGAUGCAGUGAUUGGUGAAUCAAUACCUGAUAUUGGAUCAGUUUCUGUGUCUUCAAGAGUUGUAGAAACUCCAGUUGAAUACCCAGAAGACAGAUAUCCAGGGACCAUGGAGACUGAGGACACAACUGAACAGGAAGUCCGAAUCAAACGAGACACUAUACUCUCUUCUCCUCCUAAAAGGGAUAUGUCAGAUAUGGUUUCACAUCUCAGCACUGACUUAGAACAGUGUCUUAAAGAAACACCAGAACCAGUUAGCCAUCUACAAGAUGAAGAUAUUGUUCAAGAAAGCUUUGAAGAGGAUUUUCUGACCCGUGAUAGUAAACAUAAUUUGGGAGAAGUAAAAAUGCCAGCAAAAGAGUUUGGAAGUGGCAGUUUAGAGGAUGAUUUGGAAAGAAUGAGUAGGAGUCAGUAUGAGGAGUCUUUAGAUGAAGAUGGAGUGAUUGGUGAAGCGAUACCUGAUUUUGGAUCGGUUUCUGUGUCUUCAAGAGUUGUAGAAACUCCAAUUGAAAACCCAGAAGACAGACAUCCAUGGUCUCUGGAGACUGAGGACACAACUGAACAGGAUGUCAGAAUCAAACAAGACACUUUACUCUCUUCUCCUCCUAAACGGGAUAUGUCAGAUAUGGUGUCACAUCUCAGCAGUGACUUAGAACAGUGUCUUAAAGAAACACCAGUACCAGUUGGCCAUCUACAAGAUGUAGAUAUUGUUCAAGAAUGCUUUGAAGAGGAUUUUCUGACCCAUGAUAGUAAACAUCAUUCGGGAGAAGAGAAAAUGCCAGCAAGAGAGUUUGAAAGUGGCACUUCAGAGGCUGAUUUGGAAAAAAUGAGUAGGAGUCAGUCUGAAGAGUCUUUAGAUGAAGAUGCAGUCAUUGGUAUAUCUGAACCCAUUUUCGGAUCAAUUCAUGUGUCUCCUAGAGUUGUAGAAACCCUGACAGCAGACAUAAUGGAAGCUCGGGAGACAGAAAGUACAAAUAAACAGGCAAUUCUUGUAACAUCUUAUGAAAGAGUGGAAAGUGACAAGAGUGAUCUUGCAUGUACAGUAAUCUCCCUAAAAAACAAAACUGAAUCACCAUUUCUUGAUGACUCCAGGACUGAUUUACCAUCUCCAUCCACCAAGACUGAGUCACCCUCCCCUAAUGAUUCUAAAAUUGAUUCACUCUUAUCAUUUACCAAAGCUGAUUUACCAUCCCCUGAUGAUUCUAACAUCAUAAUUCAAGACACAAUUCAAGUUAUGAAGUACAGCUAUAUGGAGCCUAUGGGCGGUGAAACAACCAUACAGAAAAGUACAGAAAGUACAUAUACAGAAAGUACUUCGAUCUAUAGUGAAAGUAGGAAGUCUAUAGAUUCCGAUAUAAUCACUGAGCCUGAGGGGAUAAUUCAGUAUAGUCUUCACAGUGAAGAUACACCAAAUAGACCUCUUAAUUUGGAUUCAUUGGAGUUUAAAACCAUGACUGACUCCAAAACUUUCUGUCAAAUGGACUCACUAGAAACUAGUCCCGUUAAAGAAGAUUCGUCAUCUCAUAAAAGCCCAGACUCUAUUGAGCCAAGUCCAAUCAAGGAGUCCCCAUGUCCAGACUCUUUAGAUGGAAGUCCCACAGGGCAAGGGCAUGAUAUUGAAAGGGUCUUCUCAAUGAGUCAGACUUCAGUAGAAGACUUCGUAGAAAAUGCAGAAAGUCAAAAGAAAAGUGAAUCAUUCCAAUCAUUAGGGACACAGCAGACCUCAGAUAUGGAGGAUGUUUCUAUGACCUUGCAUCCAAAAGAAAGCGACAGUGAUGAGCUUAAGGAUACCGAUGCCUUACAGAGACAAAUUACUCCAGAAGAGCAGAUGUUUAAGCAGGCCUCAGAUAUGGAGGAUGUUUCUAUCACCAUGAAUCCAAAGGAAAGCGACAGUGAUGAGCUUGAGGAUACUGAUGCCUUACAGAGACAAUUUACUCCAGAAGAGCAGAUGUUUAAGCAGACCUCAGAUAUGGAGGAUGUUUCUAUGACCUUGGAUCCAAAAGAAAGCGACAGUGAUGAGCUUGAGGAUACUGAUAGCUUACAGAGACAAUUUACUCCAGAAGAGCAGAUGUUUAAGCAGACCUCAGAUAUGGAGGAUGUUUCUAUGACCUUGGAUCCAAAAGAAAGCGACAGUGAUGAGCUUGAGGAUACUAAUGCCUUACAGAGACAAUUUACUCCACAAGAGCAGAUGUUUAAGCAGACCUCAGAUAUUGAGGAUGUUUCUAUGACCUUGGGUCCAAAAGAAAGCGACAGUGAUGAGCUUGAGGAUACUGAUGGCUUACAGAGACAAUUUACUCCAGAAGAGCAGAUGUUUAAGCAGACAUCAGAUAUGGAGGAUGUUUCUAUGACCUUGGAUCCAAAAGAAAGCGACAGUGAUGAGCUUGAGGAUACUGAUGGCUUACAGAGACAAUUUACUCCAGAAGAGCAGAUGUUUAAGAUGGCUGCAAAGAUCAAAACAUUCGAUGAAAUGGAAAAAGAUCAAGCAAAAAAGAAAAAAGUCAAAUUUGAUUUUGAUUGUAUUUCUAAACAACCAAAAGAAGAAGUGCUAUCACCACAACAAAGUCCAUUGGACUUUACCACAGUGUCAACCAAUGAAUCACAAGAACAGUGGUUAGAGAACCUGACUGAAUCUGACCCACCUGGCCCAGUAUCACCCUUAUUUUCUUCAUCAUCAGGUGAUGAAUAUGACAGCCCUAAUUUAGCUAAGUCAUCACACAAGGUCUCAGAAGAAACCAUUCAGGUUUUAAAAACCAUGGACGAAGAUGAACAUAGCCAUUUGGGGACUGUUGAUUUACAACCAUGCACAUAUAGACCAUUUGUGCAAACACCCAUAGAACAUGAGGAAGAUUAUGAAAAUAUCCAUUCAGAGUAUUAUAAUGCAGUAAUUGGUGAGGUUUAUACUACUGAUGCAACAGGGCAGGAUGUAGUUGUUACAUCACAAUUACAGAUCAAAAUGGAAAUUGAGAUAGCCAGUGAUGUUGAAAAUAAGUCUCCUGGGGAGAGCCAAACAUCUGAAAAUAUCACUGAACCAAUUUCCCCACUUGAUCUUAUGUGUACUGCUGAAAAUAAAGUGCUGGAUGAAACCCAAGCAGUUGCAUUCAUUUAUGAAGAGGACCAUAAAGGAAAAUCAAUAGAAAUGCCAUCAUCGCCAAGAGACUUAGUACCCUGGAGUGCUGAAAUAGAAGACGAUGAAGCAUUUGAUGCACGAAUCGAGGCUGAAGAGCAGAAAAUACUUGCUUUGUGUACAGACAGACGAUCUCGUGAAACCACACCUGACACAACUCCAGGGCGAACACCUACUGAAGAAGGGACACCAAAUCCAUUCCUUUUCCAAGAGGGAAAAUUGUUUGAAAUGACUAGAGGUGGAGCUAUUGACAUGACCAGAAGGACCGUAGAGGACAAUGAAGAAAGAGUCUUUUUCCCAGUAAAUGAAGAUCCAACUGAGCAAGAUACAUUUGAACAAGCAACAUCCAAUACCAGUGAAUCUGUUGCUUCUUUUGAGCUGCCCCUAGAUGGUAUAAUGCAGCAAGACCACAUUACAGAUGAGUCUGAUUCAAAAUCUGAAGCCUUUAGUGAAACUGAAACUGAGGAUCUUGUGCAGUCCAAAUAUCAGGAACCAACUGAUUUUUCCAUGCAAAGUGAACAAGAGAGUCCCACAGAGAAUUGUUUAAUCUAUGAGGACACGCUAAUACCAAAUAUUGACACUGCCACAUCUACAGUAACCCGAACUGUGUAUUCUGAUCAAGACCUGGAAUCCUCUGACUCUUCAGUGGAAGAUGAUCAGCAUUCUGUUGUUGAAAUGCCCAUGUUCACUCAAGAAUCUGUUGUUUCAACUAGUGUCUCAGACCAUACUGUUAAUCAAAAGCAGUCAUUAUCUUCGUUUUCCACUGAGUCCAAAGAAAUUGUUACUGAAAUGGAAGACAUAACCCCCAAACCAAAAAUACACAUAAAAGCAGCUAGUUUUGACAGAACUUUAGGGCAAGGAGAUUCUACUGAGCGGAGUCAAAGGCCUAAAUCUGAGGCUGAUAUCGAUCAUUCAGAAUGGUCCAUGUAUGUCGCAGAAGAUCACAUUAAUAUAGAUUACCCCAAACCGAAGACUUUAUCCUCUCAGCUGCCUUUUCCACAGGAUCAAGAUAAUUUACCCCAGCCAUCCAAUCAACCUGAACCUUCUUUAGAAUGCUCUCAGGAAUUGGACCUAACAAAGACAGAGUUUGAAAAAGUCAAGGGAGAAAGAGCUUCUCUUGACUCAGACAUAGAAAGUAAUUUGAAAAUAGUUCGACCCCCAUCUAUAGGUGAGGAUGUCUUUGAGACAAGACCCAACUGGGAAGAUAGUGUGGAGACACAGAUGCAGAGAAUCUCAGACAGCACUACUCCAGACCAAUGUAAAGCGGAUUGGCAUGAUGAUGCAGAUAGGAAAGAAGAGACUUUGGCCAUCAUUGCUGACCUUCUAGGUUUUAGCUGGACAGAGCUAGCCAAAGAGUUAGAGUUUAAUGUGGACGAGAUUCAGCAAGUGCGUGCUGAAAACCCAAACUCACUACAAGAACAGAGUCAUGCCCUUUUACAGCGCUGGGUAGAGAGAGAAGGAAAGCAUGCAACUGAAGAUACUUUGAUUAAAAGACUUACCAAAAUAAACCGCAUGGACAUUGUUCAUCUUAUUGAGAUUCAAAUGCACAAGUCAGUCCAAGAGCAAACCUCAAGAACAUAUGCAGAGAUCGAGAAAACCCUGGACCACAGUGAAGCUCUCUCCUCAGUUCAAGAGGAUGUUGACAGUGUUCGGAUGGUGCGGAGAGUGGAGACAUCACAAAGGCAUCCUCCAGCUGUGUCAGAAGAAGACUUAUCUGUGGCCUCGCUCCUUGACAUUCCAUCAUGGGCUGAAACAAUGGGAAAUGCUCAUUCAGAGAGCAUUCAUGGGGAUCUAAUGGAGGAACUGGAGAUCAUCCAGGACAGUUUCACCAAUCAGUGGCCAUCCCAAGAACUCAAGAAAGAACCUACAAAUGAAGCUGCAGAAGGCGAUGAUGUUCCAGAUAUUCCUCCACAGUCCGUGACAGAAGAGCAAUAUACAGAUGCACAGGGAAACCUAGUAGUGAAGAAGGUAACCAGAAAGGUGAUUCGUCGUUGUGUUUCAUCUGAUGGGGUGGAGAGAGAGCAGGUGAGGGUGGAGGGCUCUGAACAACAGCCUGUCAUUGUGGAGCAGGGGGAUGGAUACUCCAGGGUGAUGAAGAGGACAGUACUUAAGAGUGAAGGACAUCAGACAGAGGUGACUUUUCAUGAACGAGAUGUUACGUCAUCUUCAAAGGAGGAGACUGCUGGAGGUUCACGGGUCAGUCAGGUGUUUCAGACGACAGUGGUACAUGGAGAACAUCUGGAGAAACAAGAGGGUGAUGCUGAUCUCGCCGCAGACCUCUCCUCUGCCCGUGAUGACUUCACUCAGGACGAAGAUGCAGAAGUCUAGGACCAGGAGGAGGACAGCAGUGAGGGAUGCUGGAGGACCGAAGAGAGUGCGCAUGGAGCAGAUAGACGAUCGUUCCGAGCACCAUGACAACCUACAGCAUCGCCUCCAUCACUUCAUUCACCACUACUGUGCCC